AUGGAUGGUGGAAACUCAAAGAAAAAAGGUCAACCCUCUACUACUGAAGGCCAGUCUGAUGAUCCUGUCGGGGUAGCUGCUGAGAUGGUCGACAUGCCAUCUGCUUCAGCAGAUCCUUACGAUAGUGCAACAGCUAUGCCUUCACCUCCUUCUUCAGGUCCUUCAGCAUCAGUGCCAUCCACAUCGUUUUUUAAGCCGAUGCCCAUGCCCACUCAUCCACUAUCUGCGUUUGUUGUUGCAACACAGUCAUCCACCCCGGCACCCCAUAUUCCUCCGACAGUCGAGGACACAUUGAAAAAGAUCUUGGAAAACCAAACCACCAUCAUGAACACCUUGGUAGAACAUGGAUCAGUGAUUGAUGAGCUGGAGAAGCAGAUAGCAGCAGCUGGUAAUAUUCCAUUCGAUUUACUCAUAAGGUCAGACCCACCAGCACCAACAGCACCAUCUGUUCCAGUGGCACCAGCUGGCCAGUCUGAGAAGCCAGACCUGGCUGCCAACACUGCUGAGGCAGUGCGCCAGAUGUUCACCAACCCAGUUACUCCCAGAGACGAUGAUGAUGUGAUCCAGUUAGAGGAGACUGAGGGCGGUGAUGCCUCUAUGGACACAGCGAUGUCCAAGGCCACAUAG
Molecule: messenger RNA, 627 nt
Organism: Nicotiana tabacum (common tobacco)
Lineage: Eukaryota; Viridiplantae; Streptophyta; Magnoliopsida; Solanales; Solanaceae
Source: RefSeq, a predicted model, not a curated record